Phalacrocorax carbo (great cormorant) is the source of this 4632-nucleotide messenger RNA. Lineage: Eukaryota; Metazoa; Chordata; Aves; Suliformes; Phalacrocoracidae. The record is from RefSeq and is a predicted model, not a curated record.
AGCACCGGCAGCGGGGCCGCAGCACCCGCCGCGCCGGGGAGCUCGCUGCGGCUGCCGGCGGAGCGCUGGCGAAGGCGGCCGGGGCCCGGGCCCCCAGGGCAUGCCGCUCCAAUCAACGCCUAUACGGGAGCGCAGCACUUGGCUGGUCCCUGGCAGUCGGCGGUGGAAAUGAGAAACACAACCAAAACCAGCCUCACAAGUGAGAAGUGACCUUUCCCUGUCAUGGUUUGACCUUUGCAGGCCUGUACUUUCAGGUCAGCUGCUACAGAGUGGGGACUGUUUCCUUCAUGAGAUCCGCAGCCAGGCGCCAGGACUGUAUAAAGCUGUGUCAAGGCCAACCCCUUGCAGAAACCCCUUUGGCGCCCGCCCACCAGUUAGUAUAACUAUCAAGGCAGAGCCUCCGUGAUUUAGAGCCCCCCAGACCACUUGGGUCUGUCGACAGACCCCAGUGAACCCCAACAUCCAGAUGAGAGAAUGGAAGCUCCCUGCUAUUCCCAGCCAUGAGCUGCUGUAACAUCCUUGGGUCCCUCGUUUCCCCUCUCCAUGCCCCAGCUGCAAAAGCAACGCCUGCACAGAUGAAGGUGCACGCUGCUCUGCCGGCGGGUGGUUUCUGUGGGAGCACGACGGCCUUGCCAAUAAAUGGUCCAGCCCACAGAUACCAAAACAUUUCUUUAAAGGAGUUGCACUUUUAUUCCUAGACCAAAUCACUGGGAAACAGAAGGGGACAGCCUGAAAGAAGCACCUCUCCUAGGUCUGACUGACAGGUUUUUCUUCAGAAAUUCUGGUUUCACAGAUAUGUCUUUGCGGCACCGGAAAGAAGAAAGCGGGCACAUGUUUUGUAAAGUCGGGGGGUUGGUUAUCUUUCACAGAGUGGCUGUCAGGAAGCGGCAUCCAGUCACCUACACUGACUCUGGCCUUCUGGGGGCAAAACACCCAUGAAGCCCCCGCCAUCUCUCCCCCACAGCAAGGACCAAACCAGACAGUCUCCUGCAGUUGGAAACCCAAAUGUGCAGAUAUUUUCCUGUCCCAGGUGCUGCCUGAGAGUGAAUGAGGAGGCAGGAGAAGUCUGAAGGAACUGAGCGGAGUCCCUGGACUCUGCCCCAACCCAGCGGAAACGUGCUUGCGGGGAAGUGCCCCAGGUCCACCCUGGAGCCCUCAGAUAUAAAGUAACCCAGCAACAAGGUGUUUCCUCACUUCUAAUUUCGGCAGCUAACACUGCCAGGCACAGAAUACCAAACGGAUGAGUUUUGCCUGCUUUCUGCUGAUCACACAGCUGAGUUAACCUCACAUUUCUGUUUACCUCAACCACGAUGCCUGGGGCAGUUUCGAGACUGCAUGGAUGCAUUUGCAAAGCUAGCACUGGAAAGGGCAUGAAGUGUCGUUUUAUUUAUUGCAUGGAGCGAUGGAAGAGAGAACUGCCUGACGCAUCGCUGCUUGGCCCACGCGCUCCUUGUGGUCCCCGUGGCUUGGGGCUGGGCUGAAGUCAGAGCCUGGCCCUGGCCCCGCCUUUCUCGUCUUUUUAAAGGUUGUAAAAAGCAGUCACUCUCAGUUUGCUGCUCCGCUGUUUCCUCUUUUGACUCUUUGCGAAAGGAGAAAGCACUUCAUGUCUUGGCGUGAACUCCUUCCCCCCUGCCUGGUGAUCAUAGCAGGACUGACAGGCAUCGUGCUCCUUUGCGUGUCUACUAAAGAUGUGUCCAUCACCCCUCCCACCAAGUAUGGCAUUGUUCUGGACGCUGGCCCAUCCCGCACCAUCCUGUUCAUCUACCAGUGGACCACCACAGCAAAGUCGACCGGGGUGAUCAGGGAAUGUAGUUCCUGUCCCAUACAAGGUCCAGGAAUCUCCACCUACUCAGAUUCUCCUCAGGAAGUAGGGAAGAGCUUGGAGCCAUGUUUGAACUGGGCCCAGAAAGAGAUCCCGGCAGAGCAGCACAGCCAAACCCCCCUCUACUUGGGAGCAACCGCCAGCAUGAGGCAGCUGAACCUCACCCAUCCCAUCCUCUCUGAUGGUCUCCUUGCAGCCCUGACUGGGGCCCUGAAGUCAUCCCCCUUUGACUUUCAGGGGGCACAAAUCCUGCCCAGUCCAGAUGAGGAAGCAUUCAAGUGGGUUACUGUUAAUUAUGUUCUGGAGAACUUCUUCAAGUACAACUGGCAAGGACAGUUGGUCCCCUCUGAGAAGGGGAUGGCAGGAGUCUUGUCCAUGGGAGGAACCUCAGCACAGCUCACUUCCACGGUGGAAGAAGGGAACCAGGCACCAAAAGAGGGAGUGAGGCUGCAGCUGUAUGGGCAGACACACAACGUGUACACCCAACACUGCCCCUGCCACGGCACAGACCAGCUCCGCAGCAGGCUGCUCUCUAUGCUCAUUCAGGAUCAGAGAAGUGCUAAAACUGUGUCUAAUCCCUGCUGGCCCCUCACCUACUCCCGGGAAGUGCAGUGGCAAUCAGUGCAUGCUGGGCCUUGUGCUGUCAGUCAUGACACAUCGGAUGUCCCUGACCCGGAGGAGGUCUUCAACAUCACCGGCUCCAGCAAUUCCACCACCUGCAUGAGACUUGUGCAAAGCCUACUCAACUCUUCCUGCAGCUUCUUCAAGCAUUAUUCCCCCAGCAGUGUUUUCAAGCCCCUCCAGACCAGGUUUCUGGUGAUUUCUGAGGCCAUGGACUUCAUGAGAGAAACUGUACCCUCACCUGACUUGGCUCAGGCAGUCAACAGGCUUUGUGGGAUGUCCGUCAAAGAGCUGGUCAAGGAGUCCCAAAUGAACCUGGAUACACUUUCUGAUUACUGCGUUGUGUCUGCCUUCAUCUUUCAUCUCAGUACAAAGGGAUACACGUUUGACUUGAACGAGUCUGUCUGGACCACAUUCCAGAAGCAGAUGGGUGAUGCAUCAGCUGGCUGGACUCUUGGGUACCUGCUGACUCUGACCAACACCAUCCCCCAGCAAAGCUCACCCUUCCUCAAGGGGAUUGAAUCAAAGGUCUGGUCUUUGCUCCUUAUCCUCUUUAUGGUGCUGCUCACUGGCUCUUUUGUGCGUAUCUUGUACCGAGUGAUGGUCAAGGAAAACAGCUUCAGCCGGAACAGCAGGGUUUUUGACCAUAACUGACGGUUAUUCUGGGAUUCGGGACUCUUGCCAGAGGGCAGUUAACAGGGUACCUACAGAAACUGCACAGGUGUAAGUCACUGGAGGAUGCAAGUGAUUUUCCUGCAGGACUCCCAGAGCCUCGGUUCUUUAUUUCAACUUGCUUGCACUUGCACAUUGAGACAACGGACCCUGCUCCACAGGAAGCCUGUGAUUCCCGGUGGAUGGCAAGAUAUUCAUUCUCCAAAUGAGAGCAGCCUGCACAGAUCCUGCUUUGGCUGCAGCCGAGUUUACUAGUGUCAACCUAAUGAAAUGAUACCCCUGAGCAGGCAGGCCCUGAGCUACUGUAAAGUUAAUAUUGAACAAUCCUGUCUAAUCAGGAGAGGUGGUGUCUGAAAAGGUGCUCUGUCCUCUUCUGUGCCCACAAGAGAGGCGAUACCUACAGUAUCACCACUAGUAAAGACUGGAACAGCAUUAAAAUAUAAUCAGAAUAUCACAGCCAACUCGAUUCCAUGUUCUAUGGCAAAAGCAGGUACUUUCUGCCAGCUACUACUGAUCUGUCUGUUCUUCCCCCUCAGUGACAGUAUCCAGCAUUCCAGCGAAUGCUCCUGCUGACCGAGAAUCCUUCAAAAGCAAUGGUUUUUGGUCUUGGUCUCUACAAAAUGUGCAGAGCAUCAAAGGAGAAGCAAAGGGCACAGACACGCAGCUGAGUUCCUGUCUCUCAGCUGAGUCAUGGCAAUGGCAAUGCAGGGUUAAAAUUGCCAAUUUAAACUCUAACCAGGGCUUAAAUGAACAUGUUUCAUUUCGCAUCUACUAAAAUUGGGUGCAUGCUGUGCUGAAGUUCACCAUUUGCACUGAACUGCUUGUCUCACUGACUCUGAAAAUGAAGAAACUGUCUAAUAUUGUCCUUUAGAGAUGAGCAGAGCCAGGAACAGAAGCUUCCCUAAUUGUCAGUCCAACGACUUGCAUAUUGGACUGUGACCAGAGUUACUUUAUAAUUCAAUACUCAGGAUUCCUCUGGGACUUGGCGCUUGUUCCAGCUCCUCUGGUCUGGUCCAUUCUGCUUGUCUAAAAGAUGGGCUGCUGUACAAAUUCCCUGUAUUAUGGUAAAGAAGAGGGAGGGACUCAGACUGACACUGUCCUUUGACUAAAGCAUUUGCAGUUCACUUCUCAGAUUGCUUCAGAGACUCAAACACACAGGCUGGUAAAAGCCAGAGACAAGUGUCUCCAACUCAUUUCAGACCACUUUAAACACAAAUUUACAUGCUCACAGAGGCAGUGAUGUGCCUUGCAGGAUUUUUAAAGCUACCAUGGCACCCAAAUCCUUUUAAAUCCGAUUACUAAUCCCUUGUGCUCCCAACUCAUAUAUAGAAGACAACCCCCCCACCACAAUAUUGGGGUAUUCAUAAAUUUUCAGGCCAAUUAAUGAAGGUUUGGAACCUGUCAGUCAAGUCUGGAGGGGUGUGGAAACAGAUUUAAACAAGCUUCAUAUUCAUUUCUUUGAGUUGCACGUUAGAUAUUUUUAAUUAUAUCAUGUUAUUAAAGAUGUUUUAAUAGAC